This is a messenger RNA of Salarias fasciatus (jewelled blenny), 3418 nucleotides long. Its product is annotated as GRB2-associated-binding protein 1-like. Gene Ontology annotation, molecular function: signaling adaptor activity. The transcript is spliced from 13 exons. Gene Ontology annotation, cellular component: cytoplasm. The record is from RefSeq and is a predicted model, not a curated record. Lineage: Eukaryota; Metazoa; Chordata; Actinopteri; Blenniiformes; Blenniidae. Gene Ontology annotation, biological process: signal transduction. Bases 252 to 2564 code for a protein of 770 amino acids.
GGGAGAGGGAGCCUCUCAGACGGAGGUGUGACUCCACAGAGUCAGCAGCUCCUCUCCUCUCUCCUCCAGCUGGAGGUUCAAAAGUAACGGAUCCCUGUGAGGCCUGCUCCUCCAGGUGAGCUCUCUGAUUGGCUCGUCUGGCUCCGUAUUGGCUGCCGGCUGCGGUCGGACUGGACCUGUACCUGCCUGGAGGCCCACCUAGUCGAACUCCCAUCACUCCCUCCACCCGCCCUGCUGCCGCCGGCCUCAGGAUGAGCGUAGCCGGGGAGGUGGUGUGUGAAGGCUGGCUGAGGAAAUCUCCUCCGGAGAAGAAGCUGCGGCGUUAUGCGUGGAAGCGGCGAUGGUUCGUGUUGCGGAGCGGCCGACUGAGCGGAGAACCGGACGUCCUGCAGUACUACAAGAACCAGCAGUCGCGUCAGCCGAUCAGGACCAUCAACCUGAACCUGUGCGAGCAGGUCGACGCCGGCCUCACAUUCACAAAGAAAGAGCUGGAGAGCAGCUUCGUCUUUGAUCUGAGGACGGAGGAGAGGACCUGGUAUCUGGUGGCCGAGUCCGAGGAGGACAUGAACCGCUGGGUGGCGUCCAUCUGCCUGCUGUGUGGCUUCAACCCCACCGACGAGGUUCCAGUCAGACCUCCCAACUCAUCUGCCUCCAUCCUUCCAAGCAUUAACACCACCGUCGUCUCCACGGUAACGGGGUCGGUCCCGCCCCCUUACGACCCGGUGAGCGUGCGGCACCUGGAGCCGGACGGCGGCCUGGAGGAUGAUUACCUCUGGCUGUCGCACUGCCAGACUCAGCUCAGGCCUCCUCUGGGUUCCUCCGCCUCUCUUGAAGCCGACUACAACGACAACCUCUACCCUCCCCCCUCCGCCACUUCCUCCUCCUCCUCCUCUUCGUCUUCUUCUCUGCUUCCCAGCAGCCUCCCUCCCGGCCCCCCGGCCUCCUCCGGCUACAGGACGGCACCUUGGACGGUGGCGGGGAUGUCGAGCCCCCUCAGCCAGUCUCUAGACGCCGGCGCCACCCCGGACGCCCAGAAACGAGGGGCCAGACCUCGCUGCCACCCGUCCCCUCACCCCAGGAAGCACUCCUUGGACUUCCACCUGCGUCCCGUUGCCAUAUCUCUCACCGGCGACAAGCACCCGACCACGUGCACGCCGACCGGGUACCAGGUCCCCCGCCCGGCGUCCACGCCCCAGCCGCCCCCGCCCCGCCGCGUGUCGUCCACCCCCAGCGUUGACCCGUCCACUCAGUCGGAGCUCCACGCCGCCACCGCCACUCCUCCCCCACGGCCGCCGAAGCCUUCGGCCGUCGCCUCCCAGGGAGAGAGCUCAGCUGCGCGCCCCAGUCCCGCCACGCUUCCCCGAAGCAUCUCCGAGCCGGACAGGAAGGAUGACGACGAUGGAGGAUACCUCCCCAGAAGUCACACCAUCGUAACGGCAGGGCGCUUGCAAACGAGCUCCGAGUCGCUCCACAUCCCUCGAUCGCUCGCUGACAGAGCCAGCAUGUUUGAGUUCAGCGAAAGUUUCAACAGCUACUUUUUUAAUAAAGGUAUGGUACCCCUGGGCAGCGUCUGCUCUGAAGACGACGACGUGGAUGAAAACUACGUUCCCAUGAGCGCUGCCACCACCGAGCCGCCUGUCGCGUCACGAGGGCCUCCGCCUCCUCCCUCGGACCCCCCGGUUCAGCUCCAGGAUGGGAAUUACGUCCCCAUGACCCCGCUCACCCCCUCCCUGCCCACCCACGCCGCCCACACGGCGGGUGACACGGCGUCCCUGGGGAGGCAGGUGCCCCCUCCCGCCCACAUGGGCUUCCGCACCUCCCCGCUGACCUCCGUGACCCCCGGGACCCCGCCGCCCCGCAGGAACACCGGGAACGCCGUGCGGGGGGGCGACGUGGAGGCCACGCCCCCUCCGAUUCACCGCAACCUGAAGCCGCAACGCAAAGGAGUGUGUGUGAAUCAGCCUGCAGAGAGAAGCGACAGUCAGACAGCUGGAGAGGCGUCACACAAAACCAAAGUGAAACCGGCUCCCCUGGACAUCAGCACCGUGCCUCAGGACUGGCAGGAAGUCCCGCCCCCUGUGCGCUCCCCUGUGACCCGGACCUUCACCAGAGACCCGUCCAGCCGCCGCACGGCGAGGCCGACCUCGGGCCAGAGCUCCUCCCCUUCCUCCGACUCCGACGACCCCGACGAGAACUACGUCGCCAUGACGACCUCCAGCCUCAGCUUCAGCUCCGAGGAGCCGUCUCUGAGGCUGAUGCUGCACCGUGCCUCCGAGGGCGGAGUCAGCAGCCCGAUGCUCAGACGAGCCAGAAGCGACAAGCAGGUGGAGUACCUGGACCUGGACCUCCACACCGGGCGCUCCACCCUGAGCAGACAGAAACGCGGCACAGCCGAAGGCGGAGCGGGCGACAGCGAGCAGACCGGGUCGGGCGAGGAACGUGCACGAGGCGAGCGCACGCGUGUGGACUACGUGGUGGUCGACCCCAAAAGGACCAAGGCCCUGAGGAACACCAGAGAAGCAUGGCAUGAUGGGAGGAUGUCCACGGAGAAGGAGAAAUGCUAGGAACUCACACAGAUGAAAAAAGACUAAAACAAGUUCUGUAGACUCCUCCAGCUCAAUUUCCUCAUGUUGAAAAGAUGCUUUGGAGCAAAGAGCGAGAGGAAAAAUGUCUGAAAUGUGAAGUGGAGUGAUUGUAGGUCGGUUCUCCUUGAAGUUCUUCUGAAGAUCCUGUGGUUUCUGACAAAUCCCUGUAAAAAGCAGAGCUGUGAGUGAACCUUGCCUAUAAAGUGAACUCGGGAUCCUCAGCUGCCCGUGUUUCAAUCUCUAACUGAAGACCACCUCCAGCUGCUGUUGUGAUCGCUCUUGAGUACAAAUGAAAGCAUCACACUGUAUUCAAUUUACAGAAACACACUAGCUUCACACACACAGCUGGACUCGCACUAUGGAUCAAUGAAAUGGACUAAAACACUUCGAAGCACGAUGAAAAUGACAAAAAAACACUUUUUUUGCCAGCAUGUCACAUGUGUGAACAGCCACAUUGGAAUCUUAGCUGACGGUACUUUAAAUUGUUUUAGUUCCAGCUCGGAAUGAAAGCGGCAGGGCUUUUGGAAGAUAUGCUCCCGAAAUACACAAACCAUUUGGAAUUCCAACCCUUUCUAGGGCUUUUAGACCUUUUGGACCUUUACAGUAGAAAUUCAUCUUGAGGACAGUUACUCUCUACACAUUGUGUUUCCUGCUGAAUUUGUGAUAAAGAUAUUGAACUGUGGAUUGAAUCACUUCUUCUGAUGAUUAACUCCUAAAUUUUCCAAUGAAGUCAUCCUACAAUGAGUCAUUUUUUAAUCAAAUCUGUGAUUGAUGUAAUCUGUUACUGCUGAAUAAUGUGAUUAGAUUCUAAAUGAAUAAACACUGCAUCACUG